AUGAGCCUCAAAGGAGUAAAGCGGAGCGAGAACAACAACUGGGAGCAAGAAAAUCAAUCGGACACAUCCCAUAAUAAGAGCCCGCUCCUUUCGGAUCCAUGGAAACCAUGCAGACGGCACCGUGCUGUUGUCAAAGAGCUGCUGUUGAAGCUGAGGUGUUGUCUGGGAACAGUGUGUGGGAUUGAAUGGUAUGGCUACGCUGCUCUGGGUAUUUUGACUGCCAUCCUCAGUUUCCUCAUGGACCUCAGUGUAGCGAAGCUGCUGCGAGCUCACCAGUGGCUUUAUACGAUGCUGGAAGGAAAUGUUUUGCUGCAGUUUCUCUGCUGGACUCUUUACCCAGCAUGCAUUUGUGCCAUUGCAUCAUCAUUCUCCCACAACAUCUGUCCUUUCUCCACAGGCUCAGGGAUACCAGAGGUGAGAACCAUGCUGGCGGGAUUUGAAAUGCCGCAUUAUUUGUCUCUCACUAAUUUGUUUUCCAAGUUCUUGGGCCUCAUCUGUACACUGGCUGCUGGCAGCACUGUUUUCCUGGGCAAAGUGGGUCCAUUUGUGCAUCUUUCCACCAUGGUGGGAGGUUACCUGAGCAAUCUCUGCACUCUCAUACAACGUGAUAAGAAGGAAAAAGCAGCUGGACAAAUGUUGGUUGUAUCUGCCGGGGUCGGGGUAGCCAGCUGCUUCGGAGCUCCCAUUGGCGGUGUGUUGUUCUCUGUGGAGGUGAUGAGUUCUCACUUCGCCCUGAGGCAUUACUGCCCAUGCUUCUUCUCAGCAGCCUGUGGGGCAUUGACCUUCCGACUUUUAGCAGUGUGGGGUGGAGAUGGAGAGACUCUCCAGGCCUUGUUCAGAACUAAUUUCCCCGAUGCUUUACCUUUCUACCCGCUGGAAAUUCUGCUGUUUGCUUUCUUGGGGCUGCUGUGUGGGGCUGUGAGCUGCUGCUACCUCUUCUGCCACAGGUGGAUCCUGCGUUUCACUAAAACAAACCCAGUUUUCGCCAAGAUGCUGACGACAGAGAAGGCUCUGUACUCAGGCAUGGUUGUCUUCUUCCUGGCAUCACUGACGUUUCCCCAUUUUGCUGGUCAUUACAUGGCUUCUAAGUACACCAUGAAGGAGCUCCUCACUUCUUUCCUGGAUAGCAGGCAGUGGACCUCACAAUCCCACAACACCUCCGAGCAGCUGCAGCCUUUGUUGGAGUGGAGCUCAUCAGGGACUUCUGUCUACUUCUCUUUGGUUUUCUUUCUGCUCAUGAAGAUGUGGAUGUUGGUCCUCGCCUGCACCCUGCCUCUGCCAGCUGGAUACUUCAUGCCAGUGUUCAUCUAUGGGGCAGCUAUUGGGCGUUUGAUUGGGGAAGGCGCUGCUUCUUUGUCUUCCACUGGAGUGACUCCAGGCCAGCAGUGGGCUUCUGUAAACCCAGGAGGCUACGCACUUGCUGGUGCAGCGGCCUUCUCUGGCGCUGUCACACACACUUUGUCCCCAGUUCUCGUGGCUAUAGAGUUGACUGGUCAGUUCACCCAUGCUGUACCCAUCCUCCUGGCGACUCUGCUGGCCAACGCCCUGUCACGCUCUGGACAACGCCCAUCUUUCUAUGAUGCCUUGUCCAUCAGCAAGAGGCUCCCACACCUUCCCUCUCUGAAGAAGGCAAGUCCUCAGCUUCCAUCCACACCAGUCGGACAGGUUGCGGUGAAAUCGGUGCUGCUUCAGAAAGCAGCUGGGCCAGUGGAGGCUGAGCAAGCUGUCAGAACCAGCACUGAAAUGCAAAUCCCUGUGGUAGACUCCUACGAGUCGCAGAUUUUGCUGGGGUUUGUCCUGCGAUCAGAGCUGCUGACGUUCCUGCGUCGCUGGAAGACUGAGAGUCCGGAGAAACAUCUGGAUGAAGGAUGCUGCAUUUACCAAACCUCCAUCGUGAUAUCACCUCACAACACUGUUCAGGAGGCCCACAGUAUACUGAGUUUACUCGGAUCCCAAACCUUGUUUGUUGCAGACGAAGGAAAGCUGGUCGGGCUUAUCACGUGGCCAGAGAUGAAGAGGAUAUUAGAGGACUUGGCCAAAGAAAUCUGAGCGACAUCACAGCGACAUCAUCACGUCAGCACAUCCUAUCAAAAUUUAUUUUAAAUAAACAUGUAUCCGUCUCUGCCUGAUUAGCUCAACGUGUUUAAUAAUGAUGUAAUUUCUCUAACAAUAUUUGCACACCAAACUAUAC
Molecule: messenger RNA, 2191 nt
Organism: Pundamilia nyererei
Lineage: Eukaryota; Metazoa; Chordata; Actinopteri; Cichliformes; Cichlidae
Gene: clcnk
Product: chloride channel K
Biological process (GO): chloride transport; transmembrane transport
Cellular component (GO): plasma membrane
Molecular function (GO): voltage-gated chloride channel activity
Source: RefSeq, a predicted model, not a curated record